AUGGCAACCCCGGACGCCUCCCGGAGCUCCAGCCCGACCACCAGCUCGGCCCGGGGGGGGCCGGAGAAGUCGCCGCCUCGCUCCGCAAGGGAGGAAGAGAAGCAGAAGAAAGUUCAGGGGCUGGAAAAGCAACGAGGUUCUCCCUCCAAAACAAAGAGUGAUUCAAGGGUUUCUGUGAUCUCCAGGAGAUCCCAGGCCCAGGAGGAGGAGGAGGAGGAGGAGUGGAUCAGCAAUUCCUCUCUGCUCUCUGACGGUGACACUUCCAGAGCAAUAAAACCAGUCCAGGCCUUUGUGAGAGUCAAGCCCACGGCUCAUUUUGCCCAGGACAUGAUCAAGUUUGGGGCAGACAACAAGAGCAUCGACAUCCACAUCGAGAAAGAUGCCAGGGGAGGCACUGUGAACAACUCCUCCACUGACUGGUCCUUCAGGAUGGAUGGGCUCCUGCACAACACCUCCCAGGACCAGGUCUAUGAGGCUGUGGCCAAGGACUUGGUGGCUGAAGCUUUACGUGGCUGCAAUGGCACCAUCAUGUGUUAUGGGCAAACCGGGGCUGGUAAAACUUACACCAUGACUGGAGCAACCUCUGAGUACAAGCACCGAGGGAUCAUCCCCAGGGCUAUCCAGCAGGUGUUCAAAGCAGCUGCAGGAUCCCUCAGUCUUUCCAUCAGAAUCCGAAUUUCCUACCUGGAGAUCUACAACGAGGCCCUGUUUGACCUGCUGUGCCCGGGGCUGGGCUGUGGCUCCAGGAACACCCCCCUGGCUGUGCUGGAUUCCCCUCGGGGGGUUCAUGUCAGGGGUCUGUCCAUCCACCCUGUCAGCCACGAGGAGGAAGCCCUGCACCUCCUUUUUCAGGGUGAGACCAACAGAGUGAUAGCAGAGCACGCCCUGAAUAAGAAUUCCUCCAGAUCCCACUGCAUCUUUACUAUUUAUCUUGAGUGUCGUUCCAGAACCGACACAGAUCUCAAAGGCAUGAAAUCCAAAAUCACCCUGAUAGACCUGGCAGGUUCUGAGAGAUUGAGCAAGAUCACGGCUGCAGGACAGAUCCGGAGAGAGAACUCCUACAUCAACAGGUCCCUGACGUUCCUUGAGCAAAUCAUCCUGGCCCUGGCUGAUCCCAGCAGGGGCCAUAUUCCCUUCCGGCAGAGCAAACUCACUCACGUCCUCAAGGACUCCCUGGGGGGAAACUGCAACACUGUCCUGGUGACCAACAUCUGUGGGGAAGCUGCUCAUGUGGGGGAGACGCUGUCUUCCCUUCGCUUUGCCACCAGGAUGAGGUGGAUCACAGCAGAGCCACUUCCCAACGUGACCUUUGACCGGGAGGUGUCAGUGAAGGCCCUGGAGGAGGAGAUUGAACUCCUGAAGCAGGAACUGGCCAUGCAGGACAUGUUUGCAAGUCAUUAUUCUGGGACUUACAGCCCCCUGAGUGGUGCUGAGAGAGCAGCAAUUAAAUCCCAAGUGCACAAAUACCUCAGAGGAGCCAUUGAGGAGAUCGAUAUAGUGAGCAUCCAGCAAAUCCAGGAGGUGUUCAAACAGUUCAAAGUGAUUGUAAGUCAGCAGCAGGAGGACCUGGAGGCCAAGUUCAGGAGCAGAUACAUUCUGAUUGACAAGGGGGAGUUCCCUGCUGGGGCUGAGGUCGAGUCUGACUUUGGGUCUGAUUUUGGUUGGCUGCUGGAAGAUGAGGAGGAGGAGGAGUACAAGGAGGAAGAUGAGGAUGAGAUGGUCAGUGGUGGCCUUGGCAGUGUUGGGGGACCAGUUGGACUUGGUGAUCUUGGAGGGCUUUUCCAACCUCCACAAUUCCCUGAUUCCCUGAUUCUGUGCCGCAGAGCAGAACAAAGUGACCUCCCCCCGUCUGUGUCUGAUUUCAGCUUCCCCCCAUCCAAGGUGGAGGCGUUCGAGCAGUUCAAGCAGGGGGCUGGCAGGGAGAUCAACCACAUCUUCAGGGACAACAAGAACAUCCUCCUGGCCAGGCAGAGGAGCAGCAAUUCCGUGGCACGGAGGAUCAACGAGGUCAGGCGGGAGAUGGAGGGAGUCAGGGAGGCCCUGCAGGGGAAGAAGCAGAAGCGGUGGCAGGAGGGGGAAUACACCGACGAGAAGGGCCAGGUCAUCAUCGAUGAGAAGGAGUUCUCCCUCAUCCUGAGGCUGAAGGAGCUGAAGGAAGAGCACAGGGCUGGUUAUGCUGAGCUGCAGGACCUCAAGGCAGAGAUCCAGUACUGCCAGGAGCUGGUGGAUAAGUGCAGGAGAAGGCUCGUCUCAGAGUUUGAGAUCUGGUACAACGAGUCCUUCCUCAUCCCUGAAGAUUUGCGGGAAGCUCUGAGGCCCGGGGGGAGCAUCCGGCCUGGAAUGAUUCCCAUCAACAGGGUCAUGUGCCUGGAUGAAGAUGAGCAGGACAGGUUUGAGCGGAUGCAGGAGACCAACCUGCCGGACUGCCCAGGAUCCACCCCCUUCUACAGGGCCAAGAUGAAGAUUGAGCAGCAGCACACCUUUGACAGGACCACGCUGGCCCUGCAGCAGAUGCGCAGGAGAGCUGGGAUCCUCAGGGCUGCUGGGAAGAACAAACCCCUCUCCUUCCUGCACAGCGCGUAGCAGGCGGGGCUCAGCCUGGAUCCCAGCAUUCCCUGAGGAAUGCCAGCUCCCAGAGUGCCUCGUGCUCGUGUCCACCAUCGAUUUGUAAGAAUAAACACUGGGAAGAUC
Empidonax traillii (willow flycatcher) is the source of this 2691-nucleotide messenger RNA. RefSeq names its product kinesin family member 9 (gene KIF9). Gene Ontology annotation, biological process: microtubule-based movement. Bases 1 to 2583 code for a protein of 860 amino acids. Gene Ontology annotation, molecular function: ATP hydrolysis activity; ATP binding; microtubule motor activity. NCBI's taxonomy places the organism in Eukaryota, Metazoa, Chordata, Aves, Passeriformes, Tyrannidae. Gene Ontology annotation, cellular component: microtubule; kinesin complex. The record is from RefSeq and is a predicted model, not a curated record. The transcript has 21 exons.